UUCUUCCGUCCCGUCGCUAACAAAAAGGCAGCAGGCAGACAGACAAAGACCAGACCACAGACCUCGCUCGCUAAACCCCCUCCCUCUCACUCUCUAGCCUAAACCCCCAAUCACCCCGCCCAAUCUUUUUCGCCGCCGCCUCCGCUUCCCUCCAUUCUUCCAAUUCCUUCUCUUCUCCUCCGCGCGCGAUCGAUCCGGCAGCAGAUCGGAGCCCGAUCGUGUCCAGUGCCGGCACAAAUCGAGCACAAGGAGCGAUCGCCGCCGGCGCCGGGGAUUGGGUUGAUGGAGCCCGACAUGGUGGUGGUGGCGGAUCCGGACGAGUGCACGGCCUCCGGCGAGCCCAAGGCCUGCACCGACUGCAACACCACCAAGACGCCGCUAUGGCGCGGCGGACCCACCGGACCAAAGUCGCUGUGCAACGCGUGCGGGAUCCGGUACCGGAAGAGGAGGAGGCAGGCCAUGGGGCUGGACCCGGAGGUGAAGAAGAAGCCCAAGAAGGAAGACGCCGCCGCUGCCAACACCAACACCAAGGCUGCUUCUGCUGGUGCUGCUGAUCAGGAAGGAAAGGACAAGGACAAGGAGAAGAAGGAGCCCCGCACGCACACUGUGGAGCUCCACAUGGUGGGCUUCGCCAAGGACGUCGUGCUCAAGCAGCGCCGCCGCAUGCGCCGGAGGAAGCCUUCCUGCCAGGGCGAGGAGGAGAGGGCCGCCAUCCUCCUCAUGGCGCUCUCCUCCGGCGUCAUAUACGCCUGAUUAUAUCUCCAGAUCGGUCUGCAAUGGCGCGCGCGUGUGUGAUCGGCCGAUCGAUCUAGCCCUGCCCUGACCUGCAAGGAGGAAGAAGAAGAAGCAAAACAGAAAUGAGUCUUCUUCUUGCAGUUAACUUGGCACCAAUCCAUGGAUGUAGUAGCAGCAAGUUAAUAAUCAAUCUCUUCAUGUACUACUAGUACUAGCUUAAGCUUACCUUAGCCUAAUAGCCUGCUACCCCCUGUUACUUCGAUUUCCUAGUAGCCGUGUUACUGCUAAUGUUUGUUUUAGUAGUGUACCCUCUGACUUUGCGAUGUAACAAUGAAUAUCUUGUUAUGUUUCUGUUCCUGCAAUGAGUCUGGAAUCUGUGCC
Brachypodium distachyon (stiff brome) is the source of this 1116-nucleotide messenger RNA. RefSeq names its product GATA transcription factor 16. The record is from RefSeq and is a predicted model, not a curated record. Gene Ontology annotation, molecular function: zinc ion binding; sequence-specific DNA binding. The coding region runs from base 283 to 753 and encodes 156 amino acids. Lineage: Eukaryota; Viridiplantae; Streptophyta; Magnoliopsida; Poales; Poaceae. Gene Ontology annotation, biological process: regulation of DNA-templated transcription. The transcript has 2 exons.